Messenger RNA from Anthonomus grandis grandis, 1395 nucleotides. RefSeq names its product tRNA N6-adenosine threonylcarbamoyltransferase, mitochondrial (gene Tcs4). Gene Ontology annotation, biological process: tRNA threonylcarbamoyladenosine modification. Gene Ontology annotation, cellular component: mitochondrion. NCBI's taxonomy places the organism in Eukaryota, Metazoa, Arthropoda, Insecta, Coleoptera, Curculionidae. Bases 81 to 1364 code for a protein of 427 amino acids. The transcript is spliced from 7 exons. The record is from RefSeq and is a predicted model, not a curated record.
UAAUAUUAAUACAUAACCUCACAAAAUUAAUAAACAAAAUACAAAAAGACAGACUAAUAAAAAAGAUCUGUACCCCUCUUAUGGCAUUAUUCUACCACCAAAUCAAACUAUUUCAUAAAUUCAGUCGCCUAAUACAUCAGAACGUUUUCAGAUACAAGCAUGUUAUACUAGGUAUCGAAACCUCCUGUGACGACACUGGCUGUGCUAUAGUUGAUACAGAAGGCAAUUUGCUUGGCGAAGCCCUUCAUUCUCAACAUUUAGUUCAUUUAAACAAUGGGGGAAUUAUUCCACCAUUGGCGGGAGAUUUACAUAGGCAAAAUAUUGAGAGUGUAGUAAAAAAGGCACUUGAUCAUGCUCAAAUGAGGAUGGAAGAUGUGGAUGCUGUCGCAACCACAAUUAAACCUGGCUUACCUCUGUCACUGACAAUUGGCACCAAGUAUGGCAAAUAUCUGUGUAAAAAAUACAAAAAACCAUUCAUUCCCAUACACCACAUGGAGGCCCAUGCUUUAACGGCAAGAAUGACAGACAAAACUCUCCAAUUUCCCUUUUUAGUGCUCCUUAUCAGUGGAGGACACUGUCUGUUAGCUAUAGCAGAAACCGUGGAUAAGUUUUGGUUACUGGGUGAUAGUAUAGAUGAUGCUCCUGGCGAGGCAUUUGAUAAAAUGGCACGAAGAAUGAAACUACGAAACCUCCCAGAAUAUUCAACUCUUUCUGGUGGGCAAGCUAUAGAGCUGGCUGCAACUAAAGCCACUGAUCCUUUGCAGUUUAACUUUAAUAUUCCUAUGACAGCUUACAAGGAUUGUCAGUUUAGUUUUGCGGGCGUUAAAAAUGUUUGUACAAGGCAUAUUAUGUUACAAGAAAAGUUACACGAUGUUGCUCCUGAUGCUGUGAUACCAGACGUAAAUAAUCUUUGCGCCUCAUUUUUAUUAGUUAUUACUAGGCAUUUAUGUCAUAGAUUGCAAAGGGGAAUUGAGUAUGUUGAGAGGAAAGAGCUUAUACCACCAGAUAGGCGAACUUUGGUGGUUUCUGGUGGGGUGGCAUGUAACAAUUUCAUAGCAGAAGGUCUAAAACUAGUCUGUGACGAGUUCGGGUAUCAAUUAGUAAGACCUCCUCCUAAACUUUGCACUGAUAACGGUAUUAUGAUCGCAUGGAACGGCGUUGAAAGGUGGAAAGCAAACAAGGGUGUAUAUGAAAACUUCGAUGAUAUUGAAAUUGAAAAAACGUCCCCGUUGGGAGUGAGAAUAGUGGAUGAUGUGGCCAAAGAAAAUAUUUCCUGUAAAUGGGUAAAGCUCACCAAAUUGGCUAAACCUAAAAACGAAUGGGAUAGUUUUGAUAAGGCUAAAAGUGCAAAACUUAGCUCGUAGGAUGCAAAUAAAAAAUUUGAAAAAAAAAUAA